Messenger RNA from Trichomycterus rosablanca, 1528 nucleotides. RefSeq names its product zinc finger HIT-type containing 6 (gene znhit6). NCBI's taxonomy places the organism in Eukaryota, Metazoa, Chordata, Actinopteri, Siluriformes, Trichomycteridae. Gene Ontology annotation, biological process: maturation of LSU-rRNA from tricistronic rRNA transcript (SSU-rRNA, 5.8S rRNA, LSU-rRNA); snoRNA localization; box C/D snoRNP assembly. Gene Ontology annotation, cellular component: nucleus; pre-snoRNP complex. The coding region runs from base 35 to 1288 and encodes 417 amino acids. The transcript is spliced from 12 exons. The record is from RefSeq and is a predicted model, not a curated record.
CGGAGCACCCGUAGGAAACGGACACGGGGAGAACAUGACCCAUCUGUACAGCCAACCAUCACAAAGAGUCCUAUCUUCUCCAGAGGAUCAUCCCGACAACAACAGUGAGCGGUCUGAAUCGGAACGUCGAGGAACGAAGCGCAAAAUUUCAACGACAUGUUGUGACGUUUGUGAAAAGGAGGAGGCCAAGUACCGCUGUCCCAACUGUCUCAAGUGUUCCUGCAGUCUCUCCUGUGUGAAGCAGCACAAGCUCCGCUCGGGGUGCAGUGGAGUUCGGGAUCGUACCGCCUUCGUCCCUCUGUCUCAGUUUGGUGAAAUCGACCUGCUCAGUGAUUACAGGUUUUUGGAGGAGGUGGGUCGCACGGCUGACGGGCCCAACAGAGACGGACUCCUGCGUACCCGGUCCCGCCACGGUUUCUCUGUGAUGCUGCUGAAGAGAAAAGCUCGUGCAGCUAAAGUCAACCUGAAGAUCCUGCCCAAAUCCUUCAGCCGGCGCAGAGAGAACUCGUCCAUCUACAAGGAAUCACUGAAUAAUUUGAGCCGUCAGAUGCACAGCAGCACGAGAAACAUCUGGAGCCACACCAGAGAGAAGAAACUUCACUGGCACCUCAAACUCGUCUUUCCUCAGAGCGACACUGAAUAUACAGAGAGAGUGCCAGAAGACCGAGUCCUAGAGAGGAUUCUUGAUGAUUACGUCCACCCGACCGGGUCAGAUCCUGUAAAACGCCAAAGGUUGAAGACGUACGUUCAGACUCCGCCCGAUCAGAUCAGCGUGUUCAUGAAGUCGGAGCAGCGAGAACCCGACUCGCCGAAGUACCACAAGCUGGAUGUGAAGAAAACUCUCCAUGAGAACCUGAUGUUGAAGACGGUACUGGAGUAUCCUGAACUCUACGUGGUUCUAAACAAACACCGGCAGGAAUAUCUGACUCGUAUACCAGUAAAAAGCAGUGCCACGCCCCGUCCAGCUCCCUCUUCAGGAGCUCCAGAUGUUCCAGAGGCUCAGAAACAGCCGGAGGUGAUGAAGACGACGACGAAGAGGACUGCAGAGUCAGAGCCGGAGGACGGAGAGGUUCUGAGUGAGGAGGAGGAUGGAGAAGCUGAUGGUACAAAUGCUACCUGUGAUUCUCUUCCUCAUAAAGACAGUAAAGAUGAUGAGGAGGAAGAGGAGGGUGAUGAUCAAGACCAAACCAUAGAUAAGAAGAAUGAUGAGGGUGGUCAGGGUGGCGGCGGCGAUGAUGAUGAUAAUGGUGGUGAUGAUGAUGGUGCAGUUGAGACUGAUAGAGUGUAGUACUGAUCAGCGCUUUACCGCCGGAUGUUGGUGAGCACGCUGGUAAUAAAGAUUGUGACUCGUAUCCUGAUGCUCCCACCACCGUGCUUCACUGUUGCUUUGUGCUCAUAUGUACACACGUGUUUUUUCAGACGUGUGUGUGAUUCCUGAUGAGUUCUUAUCGUUGAUUUGUUUGAUAUCACAUGAUUUAUUCUGUACACGGUUUAUUUUCUUAUGAUUAAAAUUCUGUACCAACCAGAA